AUGGCGUUUGUCGUCGCGCAGAGCCCGCUGUACCGCUACGCUGGUCUCCAUAUCGGUGGCGUGCUCGACAAACAUUUUGCCAGAACGUGCUCGCAGGCGUCCGCUCGCCCCGAAGUUCAGGAUCCCGCUAGCGUUCCGGUGUCCAGGUGA
Gloeophyllum trabeum ATCC 11539 is the source of this 150-nucleotide messenger RNA. RefSeq lists its product as uncharacterized. Bases 1 to 150 code for a protein of 49 amino acids. NCBI's taxonomy places the organism in Eukaryota, Fungi, Basidiomycota, Agaricomycetes, Gloeophyllales, Gloeophyllaceae. The record is from RefSeq and is a predicted model, not a curated record. The transcript has 2 exons.